Molecule: messenger RNA, 387 nt
Organism: Mycotypha africana
Lineage: Eukaryota; Fungi; Mucoromycota; Mucoromycetes; Mucorales; Mycotyphaceae
Exons: 2
Coding region: 1-387 (128 amino acids)
Source: RefSeq, a predicted model, not a curated record
AUGUACAGGGAAUUCGUCGUCCUAGAAAAGAUCGGCAGUAGAGCCUUUAAACUAGCAUUGCCUACAGCAAUGAAAAUACACCCAGUCUUUCAUGUUUCCUUGCUUACACCAGCCCGCCACAAGGACCUUCCUGAUAUUACAGGACAUAACGAAUGGAAGCAAUCUUUAGAGGACAAUUUGAUUCUGGCCCUCGCAUCGACAUCAGUAUUACUCCUGGAUCCUCAUAAAUAUUCGAACGAGAUAAAGCCAUUUUUCGGCCAGGAUGACUGGCGUGCAGUCAAUGAUCACAUCCAGCGAAUAUUCAACAUCAAGCGCCUGCCACCACCCCUUGCAACCACCACGAACUUCCUUAGUGUCAUUGAGGACUCGAAAGUACGGCCUUUUUGA